This is a messenger RNA of Phaethon lepturus (White-tailed tropicbird), 777 nucleotides long. Its product is annotated as nucleotide exchange factor SIL1-like. The transcript has 6 exons. The record is from RefSeq and is a predicted model, not a curated record. The annotation marks the transcript as partial. Lineage: Eukaryota; Metazoa; Chordata; Aves; Phaethontiformes; Phaethontidae.
GGCAAUGUCUCACUGGGCUGGUCUCCUCUCCACUGCUGCCAAAGUCAACCUGCUGCUCUUGGUGGUUUCUGCAGUGUUUCCUCGGUCAAGCCUAAGUGACAGAGUUCCCGAGUUUGCCCUUACAAAAAUAGAAGAGAGCGACAUAAAAGAUGACAGCGGGAAAGAGCUGAUGACAGAAGAUGAUGCUGAUCCUGAAGACCUGGAAGUGUUUUACCCCACACAUCAGUGGCAAACCAUCCGUCCAGGUCAAGCUGUUCCUGCAGGAUCACACGUACGAUUAAAUCUGCAGACGGGGGACAGAGAAGCCAAGCUCCCAGACAGUGAAAAUGGAAAAAGUGACACGAGAGAAGAGAGAAGAAGAAAAAGGCUGGGCAAGGUGGAUGUUGACUCCAAUUCAUUCACAUCUCAGGAGCUCAAAAAGGCGUUGGCUAAAAUGAAGGAAAGUGAGAAGGCAGAAAGAAAGGCCCACGAGGAAGAGGUGAGGAAGAAGUUCCGGCCCAUAGAGCAGCUGAAGGAGGAGUUUGAAAAGCUGAAUGUGAAGAUGGAAACAGAUUAUGAAAUUAUGGUUAAACUAAUCAGCAAAUUCAACAGCUCUGCCUCCACGCUGGAUGAAAAAGUAGCAGCGCUUUAUGAUCUUGAAUAUUAUGUUCACCAGGUGGACAAUGCCAAGGACUUCCUCUCCAUGGGUGGACUCCAGCUUGUGAUCGAUGGGCUGAACAGCACUGAGGCUGCGCUGAAGGAGCAUGCUGCCUUUGUCCUGGGAGCUGCGCUGUCCAG